Messenger RNA from Cutaneotrichosporon oleaginosum, 2068 nucleotides. RefSeq lists its product as uncharacterized. NCBI's taxonomy places the organism in Eukaryota, Fungi, Basidiomycota, Tremellomycetes, Trichosporonales, Trichosporonaceae. Gene Ontology annotation, cellular component: fungal-type vacuole lumen. Gene Ontology annotation, molecular function: metallocarboxypeptidase activity. The record is from RefSeq and is a predicted model, not a curated record.
UGCCAUCGCCAACAAUCUCCCCACUUGAGCCCAGCCAUCCUCAGUGGCUCGACGGCUGCCCACUUCACUUCCUCUCUUCACCCAUCCAACAAUGAAAGGCGAAUAUAUCCCUCUCCCGACCAGCGAGCUCGAGCGCGACGAGGUCGUGCAGCCUCGCACCGUGUGGAAGUGGGCACUACCCUUCCUGGCGCUAUUCGCAGUGGUAGCCGUCAUCGCGGCCACAAGCCCAAUGGGAUGCCGCAAGGACGGCGGCGUCAAGAGCCUCAAGGUGCCGGGCUAUGCCCACCUCCUUGGGGGCGAGAUCGACAACUUUGACGUGGACGAUGAUGACUACCGCCCGCACCACCAUGGGCACAAGCAGCACGGCCACAAGAGCAGCGCAAUCGAGUACACCUCUGCUACCUUAGCCGCUGCACUCAAAGAGGCUGCCUGUCCCGCCCAGCCGAAGCCGCUGAAUGUUGGCCCCGAGUGGAACCCAGAGGAGGACGAGGAGUUUGCGCGCAAGGCUGCGGAGCGCCUGUCCAAGGCGGUCCAGAUCAACACUGUAUCGACGGACGACCUCCCUGCCGACCCGACCGACCCACGCUUCGACGGCCACUACAAGUUUGCGGAGUACCUUGAGUCUGAGUAUCCCAGCAUCUAUGAGCACCUAGAGCACGAGAUCAUCAACACUCACGGCCACCUCUUCACGUGGAAGGGUGCGAAUGAGAACCUCAAGCCUAUCUUCCUAAUGGCGCAUGUUGACACUGUGCCCGUUAAUCCCGAAACGGAGGACCAGUGGACAUUCCCGCCAUGGAGCGGUGAGAUCAGUCACGAUGCGACGCCUGAAACUCCUGGCACAUGGAUCUGGGGCCGUGGAUCGAGCGACUGCAAGAACUCGCUCGUCGGCAUCCUCCACUCUGUGGAAAAGCUUGUGGGCGAGGGCUUCACACCCGGCCGUACGGUGCUCAUUGGAUAUGGCUUUGACGAGGAGAUUGGCGGUGCUCGUGGCGCGCUCAAGAUCAAGGAGGUCGUCGAGGACCGGUAUGGCGCAGACGGCAUCGCCUUCAUCAUCGACGAAGGCUUCUCCGGCGUUGCCGAGGACUAUGGUGUCAAGGUCGCUUCCCUCGGCAUGGCCGAGAAGGGCUCGGUAAGCGUCAAGCUCACUAUCGACACGCCUGGCGGUCACUCGUCCGUCCCCCCCGUUCACACUGGCAUCGGCUACCUGGCUCGCUUCCUCUCUGCCCUCGAGAACCACCCGUACGAGCCCGAGAUGAAGGCGCAGUCGCCUUACCUCAAGUACAUGUCGUGUCUCGCUGAGCACGCGCCCAAGUUCCCCAAGAGCGUAGCGCGCCGUGUCAAGAACCCCAAGAAGUGGCCUAAGCUCGCUAAGGACCUCGCCAAGAGUGACCGCGUGCUCAACUCCUUCCUCUCGACCACGACCGCGAUCGACCUCAUCAAGGGUGGCGUCAAGGUGAACGCACUCCCGGAGAAGGUUGAGGCCACGGUCAACCACCGAAUCUCGUUCGUUUCGUCUGUCAACGCCACGCUGCAGCACUACGUGGACCUUCUCACGCCCCUGGCGGACACGUACGGCUUUAGCAGCACGAUCUUCGGUGCCGACCACGGCAAGAAGGGCAGCAAACAUCUUACGGCUGAGAUCGUGGGAAACGAACACAAACAUGGCCUGGAGCCUGCGCCUAUCACGCCAGGCGACAGCGAUGCCUUCGCGUUCAUUGCCGGCACCGUGAAGGCGGUGUUUGGUGAGAAGACCGUCGUUGCCCCCACUGGCAUGUUUGCCAACACGGACACGGCGCGCACAUGGUCGCUCACAAAGCACAUUUACCGCUGGACGCCAAGUGACCUCAAAGAGGCAGCCGGCAUCCAUACUGUAAACGAGCGCAUCAGUCUCCACGGACACCUUACCACUACCGCGUUCUACUACAAGCUGCUGCGCAACACCGAGGGGUGGGAGAAGUAGUAGAGAUAUAGAAUCAGAAGGUGAACGUGGCGGUCAUCAAGGAUUACAUCCAUUGCAGUGCUGAGGCAUGGAAGUGAUAAGAAGGAUGCAUUGAUCUGCAUGGAUCGA